Messenger RNA from Colletotrichum lupini, 2286 nucleotides. RefSeq lists its product as uncharacterized. Bases 1 to 2286 code for a protein of 761 amino acids. Gene Ontology annotation, molecular function: phosphatidate cytidylyltransferase activity. Gene Ontology annotation, biological process: CDP-diacylglycerol biosynthetic process; cardiolipin biosynthetic process. The transcript is spliced from 8 exons. The record is from RefSeq and is a predicted model, not a curated record. Lineage: Eukaryota; Fungi; Ascomycota; Sordariomycetes; Glomerellales; Glomerellaceae. Gene Ontology annotation, cellular component: mitochondrion.
AUGUGUAUUCCCAUGACUUUUCGAGACAUGAAAAUUGGCAGCAUCGCCGAGUCUGGCAACUUCAACCAAGCGCCAUCAUGCGGCAACGAUGAGCUCGUUUGUUCUCAUCAAACACUCACCAAGCAGGCAUCCACAAAGUCUUUCAGUUCCACCAUUGUCCAGCUGCGUGAGACUACUCCAUGGCAGAACAGGUACGAGAAUAGUACUGGGGUAUUUUGGGCGACAGGGAGCAGCUGCACCAUGACCAUGGACCAGGAUCCGCUCCGUGCCCUUGCGACUAAGCGUUGCUGUGCUCUCCCAAGCUCCGAUGCUCAGAAGCAGAUUUCAACGAUAGCUUCAACUUCCGGAUUACCCCCCCUUCCGCAAACCCCGAACAAACUUCCCAAACGUCCACGCCGAGCCGAACUCCCGAGCCUAGACGUCCAACAUCACGAUUCCUCGAUCAAACCGCUUGCGAAGGAGAAGCUCGGCCAAUUGGGGCAUACGAAAGGGGCCGUUACUCAGCACGAGAAUCAUCCCUGGCUGCGACGACUAAGCUUGACGACCCGGUCUAAGCCGAACUGGGUUCCAAUUAGUUGCUCUCGCCUCGAGAACAUCAGCAGCCUGGAAACUGUUGCUUCUAUCCUCUUUCAGCUCUUUCUCCCUUCAACCCAACAUCGACUACCCAAAGAUCAACACUCAAAAUCCCACCAUAAACAGCAAAUCGCCAUCAUGACGCUCUCGCGCCUCCUGCUCCGAGGCAAUCCCAGCCAGGCGCUUCGAGCCGUGGCCGUGCCUGGCCUUGCGCUCAGCUUCUCCCACCAAGCUCGCUACUACUCAGCGGACGCCGGCAAGAAGGACGAGAAUGUGGCAAGUGAGAGCAAGCAGGAGGAUAGCCCUCCUCCUUACACUCACCGUGGCUCCGCGAUCAACUUCAACUGGGGUCGGGAGAAGAAGGAGAGGACAGGUCCGACUCUGUCGGCGGACAACUGGGAGGAGCAUCCCGAUGCCAAGAUUGAGGAUUUCGAGGAGCUCCCCUACAAGGAGUUUGGCAUCAACCAGCAUAUGGAGGUCAAUGCCGAGUUCAAAAAGGUCCUGACCGAGGUUGUCCGGGAAUUCCGCGCUCCCGUCAUGUACGCCAUGGCGUACGGCUCAGGUGUCUUCCCGCAGUCCAAGAUCAGCCGUUCUGUGUCGGACGAAGAAUUUCGCGCUGUUCACCCGAAACCGUCUCCCUCGUUGAUGGAAGUGCAAAAAGGAGGCCCCAAGAUGAUUGACUUCAUUUUUGGUGUCACCCACACCCAGCACUGGCAUUCGCUCAACAUCAGACAGCACCGUGACCACUACUCUGGCCUAGCCAGCUUCGGUUCGGGCCUCGUCUCUACCACCCAGGAUCGCUGGGGCGCAGGUGUCUACUUCAAUCCCUACGUCACCAAGAAGGGUAUGCUCAUCAAGUACGGCGUCACGUCCAUCGAUAACCUCUGUACCGACCUCUCGACCUGGAACAAUCUGUACCUCGCGGGAAGACUUCACAAGCCGGUUAAGAUCCUGCGUGAUCACCCCCGAGUUCGCCUCGCGAAUCAGGUCAAUCUGAUCUCGGCGGUCCGCACGGCUCUUCUACUUCUGCCUCCCAAGUUCACCGAGAAGGAGCUCUUCUCUACCAUUGCCGGCAUUUCCUACCUCGGUGAUCCGCGCAUGUCUCUCCCCACCGAGAACAAGAGCAAGAUCUCCAACAUUGUGGACAACAACAUGGUCUCCUUCCGCAAGCUAUACGGCCCGCUGCUCAAUACUCUCCCCAACGUUGACUUCGCCGACGGAGCCGACCAGCAGAGCAAGCAUGUCGCCGACGCCGAGUACGACGGCGCCAUGUACCAGGACAUGGACCCUAUAAAGCGUGGCAACAUGGUCCGUCGCCUGCCCAAGGCCUUCCGCUCACGCCUCUACUUCCAGUACCAGAAGAAGUUCAUGGUCCCAACUGCUGACUUCAAGGCCAUGAUGGAUGCCUCCAAGGACGAGGACGCCGUGAGCUUCAAGCGUCGCGAGGGAGGCGGCUUCGAGCAGCGUAUCGUCCAAGAUAAGCCCGAGGAGCUGCAAAAGUCCAUUCGCAAGGUUAUUCGUCAGACUGUAAACUGGCCCGCAACCGCCCAGUCAAUCAAGGGCUUCUUCACGGCGGGCGUCGGCCGUUCCGUUCGGUACAUGUCUGAGAAGAUGACGAAGUACAACGAGGGCAAGGCGAAAGCCAAGGCCAAGGCUGAUGAAGAGAAGAAGCAGCCCACUGAGGAAGCAGAGAAGCCCAAGAAGGAAGAGUGA